This is a messenger RNA of Colletotrichum godetiae, 1840 nucleotides long. RefSeq lists its product as uncharacterized. The transcript is spliced from 3 exons. The coding region runs from base 369 to 1478 and encodes 369 amino acids. The record is from RefSeq and is a predicted model, not a curated record. NCBI's taxonomy places the organism in Eukaryota, Fungi, Ascomycota, Sordariomycetes, Glomerellales, Glomerellaceae.
CCAUCUGCCAAGGUACGUCGGGUUCAGGGUUAGGUCGCGACUCCGCCCAGCACCACAGCCUUGCGACAAGAGGUGUUGCAGAUGAUCUGAGCAGAUCAGCGUACAUCAUGGGCUGGUCGACGUUUGGCAGUGUUUGCGUCGUUUCGGUCCUCGACCGCGAGCCUUCGUAUAAGACGACCUUUUCACGGCGUCGUCUCGUGUUUAAGUUUCCUUCUCCCUUCUCUCUACCCACACAUCAUAUCAUCCUCCUCUGCGCCUACGCUCUUUCACCGGGCUUUUCUGUUUUUCCUUCUCUUCUUUUCACUUCUCCCUUCACUUCGUUCCUUUAAUCGUGCUGGCACAUUCCGACUUAGUCUCUGCGAGACAAGAUGCUUUCUUUCACGGAUAUUGUAAUCGGCUCGGCCUUCCUGGCCGUUGCUCAUGGCCACGCUGCCAUUCUCGGUGCUCAGGGAGACGCCGGCUCACCUGCUAGUGUCGGGUUCCUGGUCGACCCGAACAUCGCCCGUAACUGCACGACGAUCAACCCUUGCCAGCAAGAUGCUACGAUUAUUCGUGAUGCCGAGAUCAACUCCAACGUCGUCAACGAGUGCGGACGCACCGAGAUUGCUGGCAACAUCGACAUUGGCGAGAACACCGAGAACGCCCUGGCAGCGAACCAGGUUACGCAGGUCAAGGCGGGCGGCGAGGUUACUGUCACCAUCCACCAGGUUAACGCCGAUGGCGCCGGCCCCUUCUCAUGCGACUUGGACCAGACCAGCAACUCACUUGCCGGCACCGGCCAGAUCCCCCUCGAGGUCACCAACAACGUUCCCGGCACCAACGGUUUCUCCCAGGCAAAGGCUCAGCAGUUCAACGUCACCGUCAAGAUGCCUGCUGACAUGAAGUGCACUGGAGCCUCUACCGGAAACGUCUGCACUGUCCGCUGCCGUAACAACGCUGUCGCCGGUCCCUUCGGUGGCUGCUUCCCUGUCCAGCAGACCGAUGUCACCCCUACUCAGAACACUCCCCAGAACAUCCAGACCGGCGCCAAGUUGAAGGGUGUUCUCCAGCAGGUCCAACAGGAUAUUGUGGACUUCCCCGCCGCUGCUGCUGCCAACCAGAAGGACGGAACCCCCGAGCAGCUGGCCGCCGUUGACGCCGCCAACAAGGUUCUGGGCGCUCCCCCCGUCACUGUCAAGGAAUUCCCCGUCGAGAACACCGGCCCCAGCCAGACCGGAGGCAACACCGCCGCUGCUCCCGCCGCGCCUGCUGCUGACCCCAACGCCGGUAAUGCCAACGCUGGCAACGGCAACGCAAACGCUGGAAACAACGGCAACGCCGGCAAUGCCGGAAACGCCGGCGGCAACGGACGUGCUCGCGGCAAGGGCCGGGCUGGCAAGCGUGGCAGAGCCGCCAAGCGUGAGGAGAACGGAUCCCUUCGGUGGGCCAAGCGCUACGUCGUGCCCGGUGCCGACUUCCAGCCCGAGGUCAUGCCAUGAAGGGGAUCUUCUGCUUAGAAUGAGAAGUUUCAGCUUCAUUUGCUGAUGGUAGACGAGCGCUCUGAGCCGUUUCUUCCUUUUUCACGUGGUGGUCGUCAAAUUGUGGUUUUUCCUCUUAAUUCAAAGUCUCACUUACAAGUACAUUCCUCUUUGUUGAGCGAGCGCACAGAGACACACAAAACCGCGGCGAAUUCAAAACUUGGGAAGAAGGGCAAAAGCGGCAAACUUUACUUUGCUUUGCUUUGCGGAGACCUUGGAGAGCGGUUGCGAGUCUUUUUUUUACACCCAAUACAUCUUUUUUUACUCUUUACUUGUGUGUACACAUUAUAAAAAAAUUUCAUAGCCAUGGUUUGAUGUCUAAC